UUAUUAAGAACCCCCAUGCCAUUUUCCUUCUCUCUCAUCUCAUUUCAUUUCCAUUCAUUUUGAGAUCGACUAAGCAGAUGGGAGCUUGUGCCACUAAGCCCAAGGUUCUUCAGCUUCAUUCCCGCCAGUCUCCGGAGCCUCCUCCGGCCGCCGAAACUAAACGGGACACCGCGGAUAUCGUGGAUGAUCACAAGAACGAAGGUAAGGAGAAGGCGGCGGCAGCAGCAGAGACCCCACCGGAAACUGAAACUGAAAAAGAAACCAACCCACCGGAGCCGCCACCCUCCGAUGAUGUAACAGACAAGACAACGGUGGUGGAAACUCCAUGUGAGACAAAGAAGGAAAAUAACCCAACAAAUUGGGAAGCAGAGAAAGAAGUUAAGGUAAUUAAUUAGCAGCAAUUAAGAUUAAGAAACUUGGUGUCUCAUUUAUUCUUCCAUGCUUUUUGUUGUUUUUUUUUGUGUUUCAAUUUUCAUA
This is a messenger RNA of Cucurbita moschata (crookneck pumpkin), 477 nucleotides long. RefSeq lists its product as uncharacterized. The record is from RefSeq and is a predicted model, not a curated record. The transcript is spliced from 2 exons. Lineage: Eukaryota; Viridiplantae; Streptophyta; Magnoliopsida; Cucurbitales; Cucurbitaceae. The coding region runs from base 78 to 395 and encodes 105 amino acids.